AUGUCAAAUGUUAAAGUCAAACUCAGACCAUUAUACAUAGUUCAAGGACUUCAAUUAGAAUUACAAAUAAGGGUAUUCAACAACCUUUUAGAAACAGCCAAAAGAGAAGACGUCGUAACAUUUGCAACUAUUCAAAGAAUUCAAAAGGAAGUAAACAGAAUUAAAGAUUUUAUAAGAUUUCACAAGUUAAAGAUUACAAUUGACGAAAUUCUUAAGUAUUUAAGUGAAAAAUAUAUUAAAAGAGAAUCAGACCUAUCUUGUAUCCAUUGCUAUCCGAUAACAAAACAACCUUCAGAAGAAUUUGGAAGAUUUUGGUAUUUCUGGGCAGUUUAUUUAUUAAAAGGAAACUCAUAUACUAGUAUUACUGAAAAGGCUUUUGAUAAAGCAAGAGAAAACAAAGAUAAUUCUAUAGUAUUAAAUCAGUGUUUUAAAUUAAUUAUAACCUCCAUAAUAUAUUACGAACUUGCACAAGAAUCCUUUGAAUACUUACUAAAUAUAUUAGAAAACAAGUGGAGUAAUUACUUGGAAACUGACAACUGGAAAAUUGAAAUAUCGAUAAAAUCAGAAACUAAUUCGAGAUUAGUAUCAAGGAAAAGUUCAAGAAGAAGUUCAAAAGUAUCAAAAAUGGCUGAAAAUAAUGAUGAUAUAUUGGUCAAUACAUCCUCACAUGAUCAAAGUUCACCAUCAAAAAAUAGUAGUUAUGAUCCUUUCCGUGAUUCUUUAGAAAGCGAUUUGAAAUGGGCUGAACUUAUGUACAAAAUUCAUGAUAACACAGAAUUCAUAACUCAUUAUAAGGAUGCAAUGAGUUCUGAGGAAAGAAUGAAAGUAUUGACAUAUCUCGCAAAUAAUAUUACAUGGAACAACCCACUAGAAUAUGUUAAAGAAUUCCAUAAAAAUGAUUACGAAUAUGAAGAAAAUCAAGAAUAUAUCAACGAACCUUUUAAAAAUGAUGAAUUCAUAGAAUAUUGGCAUAUUUUCCAAGGAAAUGACACACCUUGCCUGAUUU
Molecule: messenger RNA, 1006 nt
Organism: Funneliformis geosporum
Lineage: Eukaryota; Fungi; Glomeromycota; Glomeromycetes; Glomerales; Glomeraceae
Source: the annotation of a GenBank genome assembly